CAGCAUCUUGUGCCAACAGUGUCCUUCCAGAAUAUCACCCAGGAUUCCAGGUGAGAGUGUCGAUUACAGCAAAUCCCAAGAACCAAGCGCCUCGACUACACAGUUUAUCCAUCGCUGAGCAAGAGUCAGCCUCGGGAAUCCAACCGUGGGGUAACGGGACUGUUGGGGAACCCUCACUAUGAGCGGCACAGAGCAGAAGCACUACCAUGAUGAUCUGGAUGCUUGUCUUCUCUUUGACACGUACUUCGGGGCUGAUAAGACCAUUGCUAAGAAGGAGCUGCUGGAAGAUCCCAUGAGAUUUCUCUAUAAAUUAUUCUCAUCGGGUUCUGUGAAGGGAGAAACACUGAUAAAUCUUUCCGUUGGCUCCGACAUGUCUAAAAUCUUUGUCGCCGCCGAUUUCUUCAAAAAUAUCAUAUUGCUGGAAUCUUCAGACUGCUGUAUGAAAGCCAUAGAGAGCUGGAUCCGAAAUGAGCCCGGAGCUGCGGAACAAUCCCACGCCGCAGAGUUUGUUUGCUCACUUAUAGGGCAAAGUGCUGGGUAUAAGGAGCAAGAAGAAAAGGCCAGAAGGGCAAUCAAACAAGUGGUAAAAUGGGACAUCACCAAGGAGAACCCACUGGGUGCAGUUGUGUUGCCCCAAGCAGAUUGUAUAGUCAUUGUUUAUUACUUGGAGCUAGUUUGCAAAGAUAACGAUAUGUAUAUAAACCUUCUAAAGAAAUUGUUAUCCCAUCUGAAGAUUGGAGGUCACCUGGUCAUGAUGGCAGCGACCAACGCCUCUUAUUACAUGGUCGGCCAACACAAGUUUGGUGCACUAAACCACAAUGAAGAGUUUAUACAAAAGGCUGUGACAGAAGCCGGUUGCACCAUUGUGAGCACUGAAACUCACAGAAGCAAAUUUAAAUCCCCUUUGACCGAAUAUGAAUCAAUUGCCUACUUUGUGUGCCGUAAAGACCGAGUGGUUUAACCGGUCAGAUUCACCCUCAAUCGCAAUAAUGAUUCUAUCAUUAAUAUUACAUUAAAUUUGAAUGAUUAUAUCUAAUCUUAGAUUAGCGCUGCUUAUAUAUAAAAUAUUUCCUAAUCUCAUGGUCUCAAUGGUGAAAUCAUUGUGCUUGAAAACAGUGCGCAAUAUAUUCUAUAUCUGUGUCGCUUUGAAAAGAAAAAAGUAAUGGUUCAAAAUGUGCUUCUAUGAGGACAUUUACUUCCUGUUACACAAGGAAGUUUCUCUAUUUCCUGUCUGAAAAAUGUAACAUUUCCUUUUUGUUCUAUGGCAAGGAUUCUUACUCAUAAGUAGCAUCUUCUGAUGUGUGGUGUGAUUGAUCAGAUUGACAGAUAUCAUUUAUUGAACAAAUUAAACCAAUCAGAAGACUUA
Molecule: messenger RNA, 1366 nt
Organism: Xenopus tropicalis (tropical clawed frog)
Lineage: Eukaryota; Metazoa; Chordata; Amphibia; Anura; Pipidae
Product: nicotinamide N-methyltransferase
Exons: 5
Coding region: 179-961 (260 amino acids)
Biological process (GO): S-adenosylmethionine metabolic process
Molecular function (GO): S-adenosylmethionine-dependent methyltransferase activity; methyltransferase activity
Source: RefSeq, a predicted model, not a curated record